Molecule: messenger RNA, 5130 nt
Organism: Pseudonaja textilis
Lineage: Eukaryota; Metazoa; Chordata; Lepidosauria; Squamata; Elapidae
Gene: WDR7
Product: WD repeat domain 7
Cellular component (GO): cytoplasm
Molecular function (GO): protein binding
Source: RefSeq, a predicted model, not a curated record
CGACACUUGCGGCAGCCGUGGUGGCCGCGGCCAGUCCCGUCAGCUGAUUUCCAGCGGCGGCUGCGUUGAGCCCCGGCGGAGGGGCGAGCAGGAAGCGGAGCCGGCGAGGGCGGUCGCGGAGGCUCAAGGCGACCUUCUUGCAGCAGGAGGAGACGCGGGAGGGUGCUCCCCGCGGACGAAGCAGGCGUGAACCCAUAAUGGCGGGCAACAGUUUGGUCCUGCCAGUCGUGCUGUGGGGACGCAAAGCUCCUACUCACUGUGUAUCCACUACGCUAUUAAUGGAUGAUGUUUCUAUGAUCAUCACAGGAUGUCACGAUGGGCAGAUAUGUCUAUGGGAUCUCUCUUCUGAUUUAGAAAUUUAUCCUAGAGCUUUGUUAUUUGGUCAUACAGCAUCAAUCACUUGUUUAUCCAAAGCCAGUUCUUCAAGUGAAAAACAGUAUAUAGUGAGUGCAUCUGAAAGCGGAGAAAUGUGCCUUUGGGAUGUGAACGAUGGAAGGUGCAUUGAAUUUACAAAAUUAGCCUGCACUCAUACUGGCAUACAGUUCUAUCAAUUCACAGUCGGGACUCAGCGUGAAGGGAGAUUGUUGUGUCAUGGCCAUUAUCCAGAAAUUCUUGUUGUGGAUGCUACCAGCCUUGAAGUUCUUUAUUCCUUGGUGUCGAAGAUUUCUAAGGACUGGAUCAGUUCUAUGAGCAUUAUUCGAUCUCAUAGAACACAAGAGGACACUGUUGUAGCAGUAUCUGUGGCUGGCAUUCUUAAAGUAUGGAUUGUAACUUCUGAACUGAGUCACAUACAGGAUACGGAACCAAUCUUUGAAGAGGAAUCUAAACCGAUUUACUGUCAGAACUGCCAGAGCAUUUCCUUCUGUGCAUUUACCCAAAGAUCACUUUUGGUAGUUUGUUCUAAAUACUGGAGGGUCUUUGAUGCUGGAGAUUAUUCCUUAUUGUUCUCAGUCCCAAGUGAAAAUGGACAGACAUGGACAGGAGGUGAUUUUGUGUCAGCAGACAAAGUGAUAAUAUGGACUGAAGAUGGACAAAGUUUUAUAUAUAAACUGCCAGCCAGUUGCUUACCAGCUAGCAAGACAUUUCGAAGUGAUGUUGGAAAAAUGAUUGAAAACCUCAGUCCUCCUCAACUCUACUGUACUAUAGACCAAAGAGAGCAGAAAGCAGACAAACAGUUAUUAAUCUGCCCUCCUGUCACUCAAUUCUUCUAUGGACGUAGGGAGUGUUUCCAUAAAUUACUAAUCCAGGGAGACUCUUCAGGGAGGCUCACCAUUUGGAAUAUUCCAGAUUCACUUGACAAGGAAAAUAUGACUGAAGGAUUGCCGGUUACUACGACUAUUUCUCUACAAGAAGCGUUUAGCAAACUUCACCCGGCUGGUAUUAUAGACCAGCUGAGUUUCAUCCCAAAUAGUGACGAGCCUUUGAAGGUGACGGCAAGUGUCUACAUCCCAGCACACGGGCGACUGGUGUGUGGACGUGAAGACGGAAGUAUUGUGAUCGUUCCAGCCACUCAGACUGCCAUAGUUCAGCUUUUGCAAGAUGAACACAUGUGCAGAAGAGGUUGGCCACCUCACAGAACUCUGCGGGGUCAUCGAAACAAAGUCACCUGUUUGCUGUAUCCUCACCAGGUCUCCUCUCGUUACGAUCAAAGAUACCUGGUCUCAGGUGGUGUAGAUUUUUCGGUCAUUAUCUGGGACAUCUUUUCUGGAGAAAUGAAGCACAUCUUCUGUGUGCAUGGUGGAGAAAUCACUCAGCUUUUGGUUCCUCCAGAAAAUUGCAGUUCAAGAGUGCAGCACUGCGUGUGUUCUGUGGCCAGUGACCACUCAGUAGGACUUCUAAGUUUACGUGAAAAGAAGUGCAUCAUGUUAGCUUCCCGGCACCUUUUUCCUAUUCAAAACAUAAAGUGGAGACCUUCGGAUGACUAUCUCAUUGUGGGCUGUACAGAUGGUUCUGUAUAUGUAUGGCAAAUGGAUACUGGCGCACUUGACCGAUGUGUAAUGGGAAUAACGGCAGUUGAGAUCCUGAAUGCUUGUGAUGAAGCUGUACCCGCUGCAGUUGAUUCUCUCAGCCAUCCAGCUGUCAACUUAAAGCAGGCUAUGACCAGACGUAGCCUCGCUGCGCUAAAAAAUGUGGCUCAUCAGAAACUUCAGACCCUCGCUACGAAUCUGUUGGCAUCUGAUUCCUCUGAUAAAGGAAAUUUGCCAAAAUAUUCACACAACUCUCUGAUGGUUCAAGCCCUGAAGACCAACUUAACAGACCCAGAUGUCCAUAUUCUCUUCUUUGAUGUGGAAGCUCUGAUUAUUCAGUUACUAACUGAGGAAGCCUCAAGGCCUAACACAGCCCUUAUUUCCCCUGAGAAUUUACAGAAAGCAUCUGGCAGCUCUGACAAAGGAAGUCCCUUCCUGGCUGGCAAACGAGCCGCAGUCCUGCUUCAGCAGGUCAAAGAAACCGUCAAAGAAACCAUCAAAGAAAACAUAAAAGAACGUCUUUUUGACGAAGACGAUGAGGAUGAGGAAGCCAGACAAAGAAGAGAGGACGGUGACCCCGAAUACCGGUCCAGCAAAUCAAAGCCAUUAACUCUCUUAGAAUAUAACCUAACUAUGGACACAGCCAAGCUGUUUAUGUCGUGCCUUCACGCUUGGGGGUUGAAUAAUGUUCUGGAUGAACUUUGCAGUGAGCGUCUAGGGAUGUUGAGGCCUCAUCGUUCUGUCUCUUUUGGCUUGCUUUCAAGAGGCGGCCACAUGUCUUUGAUGUUGCCAGGGUAUCAUAAGCCUGUAGACCAGGUACCCUCUAGUGAUAGAACAGAGAUAGCAAAGCCCGACCCUCUGACAGAGCGACACAUCAGGGGGACGUACGGCAUUUCACGUGCAGUAACAACCCAACACCUCCUCUCCAUCAUCUCCCUGGCAAACACCUUGAUGAGCAUGACCAAUGCAACUUUUAUUGGAGAGCAUAUGAAAAAGGGGCCAGCCAGGCCACCUAGACCAGGGACUCCUGACCUUGGAAGAGUGAAGACUUCUACUCCACUUGCUAGUCCAACAGCACAAGGAUUGAUUAAACAAGGAUGGAGUCAGCUCGCUGCUAUGCAUUGUGUUAUGCUACCUGACCUGUUGGGCCUGGAUCAAUUUAGACCACCUCUCCUUGAAAUGUUGGCUCGUAGAUGGCAAGAUCGAUGCUUGGAGGUAAGAGAAGCUGCACAAGCCUUACUAUUAGCAGAGCUGAGGAGAAUUGAACAGGCGGGCAGGAAGGAAGCCAUUGAUACCUGGGCUCCUUAUUUACCCCAGUAUAUGGACAGUGUUAUAUCACCUGGAGUGACUGCAGAAACCAUUCAGACGGUUAAUAUUACUCCUGAACAAUCAGGACCUGAAACCAAAAUUCAAGAAGAAGAACAUGAUCUGGUUGAUGAGGACAUCUCAGCAGGUACGCUGUCUGGACUUCCACAAAUUAAAAAAAUAUCAUUGUCAUACGAAGAGAGGCGGAAGCAAGCUACCGCCAUUGUUCUGCUGGGAGUCAUCGGAGCAGAGUUUGGGGCAGAAAUCGAACCUCCGAAGUUGCUAACCAGACCACGCAGUUCUAGCCAAAUUCCAGAAGGUUUCGGCUCAACAAGUGGCGGAUCCAACUAUUCCUUGGCAAGGCACACUUGCAAAGCUUUGACCUAUCUUCUGCUGCAACCUCCCAGUCCGAAGCUUCCUCCUCACAGCACCAUUCGAAGAACCGCCAUUGAUCUCAUAGGAAGAGGGUUUACAGUAUGGGAGCCUUAUAUGGAUGUGUCCGCUGUGCUGAUGGGCCUUUUGGAACUCUGUGCAGAUGCCGAAAAGCAACUUUCCAGGUAUGGACAAAGCAGUGAAUAUAAGAAAAACCAAUACAGCAUCAAAAUGGGGCUGCCUCUGAGUCCAGCAGCGGAUUCCGCCCGCUCUGCACGACACGCUCUCUCUCUCAUUGCCACGGCCAGGCCACCCGCUUUCAUCACCACUAUUGCCAAGGAGGUACACAGGCAUACUGCUCUUCAAGCUAAUACACAAUCUCAACAAAAUAUUCAUACCACCACCUUGGCUCGAGCAAAGGGAGAAAUUCUGAGGGUUAUUGAAAUCCUUAUUGAAAAAAUGCCAACAGAUGUUGUGGAUCUCCUUGUAGAGGUAAUGGACAUCAUCAUGUAUUGUCUUGAAGGCUCAUUAGUCAAGAAGAAGGGACUGCAGGAGUGCUUUCCAGCUAUCUGCAGGUUCUACAUGGUCAGCUAUUACGAGCGGAGUCAUCGAAUAGCAGUUGGAUCUCGCCAUGGUUCAGUGGCCCUCUAUGACAUCCGGACUGGAAAAUGUCAGACAAUUCAUGGCCAUAAAGGGGCAAUAACAGCAGUGGCUUUCGCACCCGAUGGUCGGUACCUUGCCACUUACUCCAACACUGAUAGUCACAUUUCCUUCUGGCAGAUGAACACCUCUCUUUUGGGAAGCAUCGGGAUGCUGAAUUCUGCACCGCAGCUCCGUUGUAUUAAAACCUACCAGGUGCCUCCAGUCCAGCCUGCAUCUCCAGGUUCACAUAAUGCCCUCAAACUGGUCAGGCUUAUCUGGACUUCGAACCGCAAUGUUAUCCUGAUGGCCCACGAUGGCAAAGAACAUCGAUUUGUGGUGUAAAGUCAGGGUGUGUGAAAGAGGCUUCUUCCCCCCCACAACCCACCAACCCCAGUUCUCAGUACAAAUGUGUCUUGAAAGUUCUUGUAAAUUGAUUCUACCCUCUUUAUGAUCUUAAUAUUGGAGGUAUUAAAUACCCAAAGAUUUAUGGACCAGGAUUGGCCAGGCAAUAUACGUUCUCCUUGCUUCUGCAUAGCUCCUUUAGAGCAGUGUUUCUUAACCUUGGCAACUUUAAAAUACAUAGACUUCAACUCCCAGAAUUCCCCCGCCAGUUGGCUAGAGAAUUCUGGGAAUUGGAAGUCCACGCAUCUUAAAAUUGCCAAGAGAACUUUAAUUUUAGAGAAAUGCAAACCCAUUCAGCAAUUAGAACAUCUUGCAAGAGUUUUCUCUUUAUCGCUACGAGAAGGAAAAAAAAUAAAACAGGAGAAUUGAGAAUGUAACUUGAGUCUGGCUAGAUUGGUGAGAAUCUUGGUUUCUACUGACUUUGAGAAAGAAAAUCACUUUC